Gekko japonicus is the source of this 1939-nucleotide messenger RNA. It is a transcript of the gene INKA2, whose product is annotated as family with sequence similarity 212 member B. Lineage: Eukaryota; Metazoa; Chordata; Lepidosauria; Squamata; Gekkonidae. The transcript is spliced from 2 exons. Gene Ontology annotation, molecular function: protein serine/threonine kinase inhibitor activity; protein kinase binding. Gene Ontology annotation, cellular component: nucleus. Bases 55 to 1095 code for a protein of 346 amino acids. The record is from RefSeq and is a predicted model, not a curated record.
GCAAGAAAGGUUAGGACGAGAGAGGCGUAACGGCAAAUCUGGAAAGAGCUAUCCAUGAAGGAGGUUGGGGACGGACUGCAUGAACAGAUGAACUGCAUGAUGGGUGCUCUGCAAGAGCUGAAACUCCUCCAGGUCCAGACAGCCUUGGAGCAACUGGAGAUUUCGAGCAACCCAAACCAGGUUUCAGGAAUUGGCGAGCAUCAGUAUUGUCAGAGCAAGAAAGAAGUGCCAAGGUUAAGACAUGAAGUCAGCAGGCAGAGUGAGAAACUGCUGGAAAAGAGUUCUUUGGAGAGUGGUAGCUCUCCAGGUUUUUUAUGCUCUGCUCAGAUGCCACAGCCCACUGGCCCACUUUACCAUAUUGCAUUUCCACAUAGUACCCAUGGGCACAUGACUUCAUCCCUUAGUGGCAGCAUCAGCAGUGGCAAUUGCUGUCGUGCCAGUGGACCUCCAUCAACAGUGAGCACAGCAGAGUACCACUCACCAAGGACACUUGAAUCCUCCAGUGAGCAUAUGUCUAGAAACUGGUUUUCUCAUGAUACAAGCAGCCUGUCUGAGAGUAAGUUUGGAUGCCAAGAGUGUCAGUUCUCCGAUGAGACCAAUGAUUGGACUUCUUCACUGAUGUCUCAAAGCAGGAACCGACAGCCUCUAGUCUUGGGUGACAACAUCUUUGCUGAUUUGGUUGGGAACUGGUUGGAUUUGCCUGAGAUAGACAAGAAAGGGGAGAAGAGUGAGACUUUAUCAGGCAGCAAAUCCCAAGAGUUCUACAGAAAGUUUUCCCUCACAGCCAAUAUAUUCAAGAAAUUUUUAAGGAGUGUCCGACCGGAUCGAGACAGAUUACUUAAGGAGAAGCCUUGCUGGCUGCCAACAGAAGACAAAGAGGCUGAAAUCUUAAAGAGGCCCAAAAAAGUAAACAAACAAAAGGGAACCUUUUACUUCCCAGUUCAUGGGAACAUAUCAAACACUCAUGACAAAGCUGAAAGGUGCCAAAAGAAGGAAACCAGCAAGGCCAAGACCAGACAUUGUGCCAAGAAGACCCAUAAUGCAAUAGACCACAAUCAGUCAGGAUUUGAUUUUAACACAGCUGUGUGGGUCUGAGUUCCAGUAGCUCAUCUCCUUUGCCAAACUGGUCUGUUGCAAACCAGAUUGGGAAAGGUGUGAGAGAGAUCUGCCAUGCAUGGAUUGGGAUGAGGAAAAGGCAAGGGUGUCCCUAGAAAUGGAUAGUUGGCACAAAUCACAUCCACAAAUACAGCUUUAAGGAGAACUAUGCCUGUUUGAAAAAGGAAUUUGCGAUAAAGUGCAGAACCUCUCCAGACCUGAAACGUGAUCAUCUUUCCCAGUCUGAGGGCCAGAGGAGUGUCUUAAUCAGUCAAUUCCUCUGUUUUACCAUCUCCUACAGGCUUCUAGUUUUCCACCCACACAUAUUCAGUUCAUUUCUAAUUCAGGUAGCAACAGAAUGUUAGGUAAUCAAUGUGUGUGUGCGUAUGUGUGUGUUUAAUUUUUGUGUGUGUUGAAUUCUGCUUUUCCUUGUGUGCACUACAUCCUGGAUUAAGCACCAGGUAAAUGAAUAAGCACUUGAUGGUUCGAUUGAGAGUGAGGCUUGAGUUUUCUCUCACUGCAGGACUUGAACAAUGGCCGAGUGAAAUUGUCUUGGCCCAGUCAUUGCACUGAGUACUGAUUGCUCUUUUCUAAAGUAUUCUCUCUGGCCCACCUGCUGUGGUCUGUACUAUCCUUGGAUGUAUCUGAGGAGUGUUGUGUAGUGAGUAGCCAUCCCAUUGCUGCCACUGUGAGGUUACCAGAAGUUUUUCACCCCUUCAUGUUGCCCUCAAAGCCUUAAAACUCAGAUUCCACACUGAGGUCCCCGGUUGCAAUAGGCCCUUCCCUAGUUUUGUUUGCAUAUCUUGUGUAUAGAUUUAGUCUUGUGAUAAUUAGUUCUCCAGCA